Pecten maximus is the source of this 4491-nucleotide messenger RNA. RefSeq lists its product as uncharacterized. The record is from RefSeq and is a predicted model, not a curated record. The transcript is spliced from 13 exons. Gene Ontology annotation, molecular function: protein binding. The coding region runs from base 1 to 4491 and encodes 1496 amino acids. Lineage: Eukaryota; Metazoa; Mollusca; Bivalvia; Pectinida; Pectinidae.
AUGGCAAACAGUGCCACCAUGCUUGCUACUGAGGAUGUAUAUGCCACGAAAAUUUCCAAACAGUUGGAGAGUCUGCAUUAUCGUAUGGUCAAUGAUGUUGCAAAUUACAUCAGUCCAGAUCUUGAUAAAUCAGACUGGGAUGUUUUUGUCGGGUCAUUACAUUCCCUCUUGGAGAAAAAUUUCCUAGAGAGAAAAGACAUCAAUUUUAUUCAGAUUUGUACAGAACUGAUUAAAAAAGAACAUAUAUAUUAUGGAUCCUACACUACGCUGUAUGAAGCCGUCAAGAAAAUUGAUGCUCGUGCCGCAAAGAUUAUUCAAGCUACAGCUGAUGAAAUCCAGGCGAUCCAAUUAGAAGAAGAAAUGGUAAUUUUUAUGUAUCAGCAAAUAUAUGCGAUACAGGAAGGAUCUUUAGCAGUAUUUAUAGAGUGUGAAGUGGAUCCUAAACCAAACAGUAUUUUAUGGAAAAGAGGCAAAAGUACACCACCAAGGGAAAAAGUUCUUAUUGACAAUCGUAAAUACUUUUCUGGUAGUAAGGAAGCUCCUUCACUUGUGAUAAGAAACCCAGAAAAACUAGUGGAUGAAGCUUACUACCAAUGCAUGGCAAGGGCCAAUGGAAAAAUAAAAAAUGGUGAUAUUGUACAGCUACAAGUGUCUGAUGACAAACAAGGAUCGAGCAGAGCUAACCCCACCAUAACAAGCCAUUCGUCCAUGACAACGCAUGAACCAACCCAGCAAACACAAGAAUUACCUGCCAUCAAACCAGACUUUAUGAAAAGUCGUCGAGGACAAACAAAAAGGGAAAGGAAGGACGUGUCUGAUGAUAGUGAUGAUGAGUGGAAUCCUACGUCUGAAAGGAGGAAGAGCCAAAGAGCAAGGCUUGCUUCUACUGACCAAGGUAGCCAGAUGUCAUUUAAAAUAAAGGAAGACAUUGAUCUAAACAGAGAAAAGUCAAAAGAAGAUGUUUCUGUUGUAUUUUCAAGAGUAACUCAUACUGAAGAACGAACAACUAAAGUAGAAUAUGAAACAGGAAGCGUAAUAAUAUGUAUAGAUAUCUCACCUGCCAGCAAUUCAUCAGAACCAUCUUCUAUACAUUUGGCUGAAGAGUUCAAACAUUAUCUAUUGGAUGGUGGAACUAUACAAUUAACUGAUGAAUCACACACAGUGUUACAUGUAGACGAAGAAGCUUGUUUCAAGAUAGCACCACAAAAUGCUGCUGAAGAUGGUUUUCCAUAUGUGAACAUUAGCCAUGGCGAGUUCACUGUUCCUGUCGAGAAAACAGCCUUCAUCCAAGCAUAUGUCAUAGCAUCACCGGAGGCUAUGUCAAUUCAGUGGUAUAAAGUAGAAAAUGAUGAGCGCAUUCCAAUAGAAAUAGACAACGAAAGAUACUUUGCAGGCUCUACUCUUUCCCCCACAUUAAUAAUCCGUGAGACAAACACUGAUGAUCAAGGACAGUACCAGUGCUCAGCUACUAAUAGUAAUGGAACUGGUUGGAGCAAUAUUUCGGUUCUGUCCAUACAACCUGGUGAGCCACAACGCACUUCGUCACAGAAGAGGAAGACGGAAGCUAGUCUGUCCUCGCCUGAUGAUCGUGGGUACCAGAUCAGAAUGUUAUAUCACCAGAUGGUGCUACAUCUUAGUGAGAGGUUCAGCCCAAAUCUGAAAUUGAUCUGGCAGAGACUUUUGGUAGUGCUGAGACCAUUGUUGCCUGAGGCAUUCCUUGGUGAUGACAUAACAAAUUUUGGACAGAUAUGCGAGAAUCUUUCAAGAGAAGGAAAGAUUCAUCCUAUGAGAGGUUCCUUUAAGAAACUCCAUGAUGCAGUCAAGAAAAUUGAUGCUGAUUCCGCCAAAGUUGUUGAGGAGACUUCAGUUCAAAUAAAGGAACUCCUGUCUGAAGGAAGGGAUCCAAAACUUGCUGCUAUGAUAGACACAACAAAAAGUAUAAUACAGACAGAGAAAGAAAGCUACCAAUUCAUUCCUACCAAAAGUCUCCAAGAUGCCCAUCAAAAACUUCUGGAGAAUAAGAUUGUUAUAAUCCAGGGCAACACAGGAGAUGGGAAAUCCGCUAUUGCAUUUAAACUUCUCCGUUUGCUGUGCUGUGAUGAGGAGGAGGAGCAACAGAAUCGAUAUCGACAACCACUACAACUACACAACAUAAAAGACUUUGAUUUGGUGGCACCAAAGUCACAAUUAGUUAUGUAUGUAGACAAUAUCUUUGGAGAGAAUUAUGUGUGUCAGGAAGAUGUGAAAGAAUGGGAGAAACGGGAAAAGGAAAUUAUUGCAAAAUGUUGUGGAAAUGAGAGAGAAGCCAAUUAUCUGGUUAUUACAAUUUGCAGUGGAAUUUCUAAUUCUGUAAAUGGAUUGAAAAAAACAUUUACCAAACAAAACAUUGUUGACCUCAGCCAGUACAAAGAUCAAAAUGAAAAACUUGAAUUGUUAAGGUUGUAUCAACCAAAAACUAAAUUUGUUAAAUGGAUGGAUGUUGAGGAGAAACAGAUUGUUGCCUCGGCCCCAGACAUUGGGUUUCCGCUGUGUUGUAGACUAUUUAGAGACACACCAACUUUGCAAACAGAGAGAGUCAAAUUCUUUGAAAGACCUUUUCAUUAUUUGAAAUCGUCUUUAUCUAAAUUAAAAGGCGGGACAUUUAUUGGUCUGCUGUAUCUGUUCCUCAAUGGCGGCACAGUUAAAGAAGUUGAUUUAGACAUUUCCUUUGAAAAAAGUGAGGUAAGUGAAAAAAUGAACGCAGCGUUUUCUUUUGAUGUAAUGAAAGUUUUUGAACCUUUUUACUACAAAAGAAACAAAGCUAUAUUUGUAAAGGAGUCGUUAGAAUCGCUGUUGGGUGGGCACGUGAAAAAAGAGAAUACAGAAAAACAAGGAAAUGGUUCUCCUUGUUACAAAUUCAGCUCUGUCGCCAUUGAGGAAUCAAUGGCACUUUUGUAUGGAGAGACAACUCCCAUUGGCUUCAUCCAGAAUUGUCCCAAAAAGUUCCUUAGUUAUGUAACUACAGCAAAAAAUACCCCAAACAGGAUAGUUCUAUCAUCUGAUGACCAAAUUAAUGCCAUGUUUAAACGUUUAUUCAGAGAGUAUGAGUCUGAUCCUAAUAGUGGUUUGCACUCGGAUGUGUGGACAGACAUCCUGUUCCUUCGGCAAUUUAUCCAUUGGAUAGAUGGUAAGAGCAUAAACUCACAAUGGUCCUUUCAGAUGAAGCAAAUGCUGCUAAAUAGAGUUUGCUCUUCUGGUUCAGAAGAUUGUGUCGAGUUUCUCCUUUCUGUGGGUGUCACACCUGAUAAUGAAACACUGUUUAGUGUGGUGAAGGGUGGGAGUGUACAAUUACUGAGUGCACUAACAAAGUAUGACAUCAUUCCUACAGCAAGGGCAUGCAGGUCACGAUCAUCACAUUAUAAAUAUUACACUUACAAUAUCAAUGUCCUACAUGAGGCAUGUUUGCUUGAGAGAGAAGAUAUGGUGACCAUGUUGUGUGACACUUAUCCACACUUGGUACAUGACACUAAUUACUGGAGACAAAGCUCGCUCCAUCUUGCAGCACGGACAGGAAACUGUGGAAUAUUUCAAAUAGUGGAGAGAACAGUUCUUAAAUCGUUGUGUAGAGUUGAGGAUGUACAACAUAAGUGUGAAUCAGAAGAUGGUCAUGUUGUGCAUAGGAGUUGUGUGUGUGGACAGUACAUGUCACAGUUAGUUGACGAGUCUGGGAGGACUGUGUUACAUUGGAGUUGUAGGGAGGGACACAGGGAGUUUAGUUUAGAGCUGGGUAAGACUUACCCAGCACUAACUACAGCUGUAGACAAGGAUGGGAAUACAAUAUUACAUGUGAGUUGUAAGUAUGGACACCGGGAGCUUAGUUUAGAGCUGUUUAAGUGCUACCCUGCACUAACCACAAAUGUAGAUAAAGACGGGAGGACAAUAUUGCAUGCCAGUUGUAUUGGUGGACACACAGAGCUUAGUUUAGAGCUGUGUAAGUUGCACCAAGAGCAAACCACAGCUGUGGAUAAUGAUGGGAUGACAAUAUUACACUUGAGCUGUAUGUGGGGUCGCAAAGAGCUUAGUUUAGAGCUGUGUAAGUUGCAACAAGCGCAAAUCUCAGCUCAAGAUAAUUAUGGGAGAACAUUAUUGCAUGUUAGUUGUAUGUGGGGACACAGGGAGCUUAGUUUAGAGCUGUGUAAGUUGUUCCCAGCACUUACCACAGCUGUAGAUAACGAGGGGUGUCAUUGUCUACAUCACAUAGCUGGGGAGACUUCGGAUAUAGACAUGUUCACUAAUUGUGAACUUUACGUGAAACAGUAUGUUAAGACAACAGGAGGUAAGUAUGACAUCACGACCAUGCGUACUAAAAAUGGGGAGUCUGUUUUAGACCUGGCAAAGAAACGGACAAAGAGACUGAGAGGGAUGGGGGAGUUACAUAUCAAUAACCCAUUGUAUGAUCAUCUUGUCAAAUUAUUCACAAGUGAAUUAGGACCUGGUACUGGACAAGACUGA